This is a messenger RNA of Condylostylus longicornis, 582 nucleotides long. Its product is annotated as salivary glue protein Sgs-3-like. The transcript has 3 exons. The record is from RefSeq and is a predicted model, not a curated record. Bases 1 to 582 code for a protein of 193 amino acids. Lineage: Eukaryota; Metazoa; Arthropoda; Insecta; Diptera; Dolichopodidae.
AUGGUCAAAAUUUUUCAAGCGGAGUGGUCGAAAGAAGUUCACGAAGGAGAUAACUAUACGGUCGGAUGGUUCACCAAGACGGCAGGAGAAACUGUAGACAUCAGCGAUCGUGAUUUCUGUAGGGGAAACCCUUCUCCAGAAAUUGAUCCAACUACUACAACAACAACAACCGCCACAUCAACAACCGCCACAUCAACAACCGCCACAUCAACAACCGCCACACCGACAACAGCUACACCGACAACAGCUACACCGACAACCACCACACCCACAACCACCACACCAACAACCACCACAUCAACAACCACCACAUCAACAACCGCCACACCGACAACCGCUACACCGACAACCACCACACCGACAACCACCACACCGACAACCACCACACCGACAACCACCACACCGACAACCACCACACCGACAACCACCACACCGACAACCACCACACCGACAACAACCACCACACCAACAACCGCCACACCUACAACCGCCACACCUACAACCACUACACCUACAACCGCUACACCUACAACCGAUGAUGAAUGGGUAGUGGAAGUCUUAGAAGGUAAAAAUUCAACUUAA